CUUGGGAGUUUCUUCAGUCGAUCUCGACGUGCUCGUCAUUCUGUUUUCUUCGCAUUCGAUUACAUCGUUACAUCGAUACAUAUUGCGUCACAAGAAUCGCACGAGUCGUCUGAUUUACGAGGCAAGAAUCUAUUGAAGAAAUCACGUGCAAAACGCUGUUACAUCACGUGUAAAGCAGUUACAUCACGUGCAGAAAACGUACGCACGCUUUCGACCUCAGCUGAUCGCCGUCAGUACAUGCGCGAUGAUGGCCGGGAAUUGGUUGAAUUUGAAUCGCCGGGGUUUUCAAUUGGUCGAGAACCUGCUUUGGGCCCGAAGCUACCGUAUAAAGUAUUUCGCCAAUCAAGGAUGCAUUCCAAACGUCUGCGUUCCUUCACGUCACAGAGAUAUCCAUCUAUCAUCUACGUGUCAUCUACCAGAGCGAAAAAUGGCAAAUAUACUUAGUAAUAAUCUUUGGGAAACCGAUCCUGAGCUUUUCGAUUUGAUGAAGAACGAAAAAAAACGACAGGAAAGCGGGCUAGAAUUGAUUGCCAGUGAAAACUUUACAUCUCUUAGUGUUUUACAAUGUUUAGGUUCGUGCCUGCACAACAAAUAUAGCGAAGGAUAUCCUGGCCAGAGGUAUUACGGUGGAAAUGAAUAUAUCGAUGAAAUUGAAUUACUGGCACAAAAACGCUCCUUAGAAGCCUUCAAUUUAGAUCCUGAACAAUGGGGCUGUAAUGUACAACCAUAUUCAGGUAGUCCAGCAAAUUUCGCGGUGUACACAGGCUUAAUGGAACCUCACGGACGUAUAAUGGGCUUAGAUUUACCCGAUGGUGGUCAUCUUACUCAUGGUUUCUUCACGGUGAAUAAGAAGAUUUCUGCUACGUCUAUUUUCUUCGAAUCGAUGCCGUACAAAGUUGAUCCUACGAGUGGUUACAUCGAUUACGAUGGGCUCGCGAAACAAGCAAGAUUAUUCAAGCCGAAAGUCAUCAUCGCUGGAAUUUCCUGCUAUAGUAGAUGCCUGAAUUAUAAACGUUUCCGCGAAAUCGCCGACGAAAAUAAUGCUUAUCUCUUCAGCGACAUGGCUCACAUCUCUGGAUUGGUUGCCGCCGGAAUAAUACCCAGUCCUUUCGAAUUUAGUGAUGUUGUUUCGACAACUACGCAUAAAACUUUACGAGGUCCGCGCGCUGGUGUUAUUUUCUACCGAAAGGGUGUUCGAAGUGUCACGAAGGAUGGCAAGCAGAUUAUGUAUGACUUAGAAAGUAAAAUUAAUCAGGCAGUCUUUCCAGGUCUUCAAGGCGGGCCUCAUAAUCACGCUAUCGCUGCUAUAGCCACCACUAUGAAACAAGUUAAAACACCAGAAUUUAUUGCUUAUCAAAAACAAGUAGCGAUUAAUGCGAAGAGAUUGUGUGCUGGUUUGCAAGAGCACGGUUAUAAUAUCAGUACCCAUGGCACAGACGUCCACCAGUUAUUAGUAGAUCUACGAUCAACGGGCAUCACCGGUGCGAAAGCAGAAAAGAUUUUAGAAGAUGUUUCUAUCGCUUGCAAUAAGAAUACUGUUCCCGGUGAUAAAAGUGCAUUAAAUCCUAGCGGAAUUAGAUUGGGAACACCCGCACUUACUACUCGCGGCUUAGUCGAGGAAGAUAUUGACAAAGUUGCAGAAUUCAUACAUAGAGGAUUGCAGCUUUCUAAAGAAGUGAGUGCUAUUUCGGGACCGAAGUUGCUCGACUUCAAAAGAGUAUUAAGUACCGAUGAAAAUAUUAAAGCAAAAGUUGCAGCCCUGAAGGAGCAAGUGGAAACAUUUUCGAGGCAAUUUUCAAUGCCUGGUAACGAGAUAUAUUAAUACUGCAAUAGCACUUCAUUUGUAUUAUAAUUUGGAUAACACAAAAUAGAAUUUGUACAAAUGCACCGAGUUUUACAUUAUGGAAUAUAAGAUAUUCUUUUAUAUCUUGUGAUUGAAUUUAUUUGCUGCAAAUAUCUUUUUCAUUUGAGUUAUUUGAGAAACUUUGUAAAAAAAACUGCACGUAUUUUAUGAUAAAAUAUAAAAAUUUAAA
Molecule: messenger RNA, 2033 nt
Organism: Camponotus floridanus (Florida carpenter ant)
Lineage: Eukaryota; Metazoa; Arthropoda; Insecta; Hymenoptera; Formicidae
Gene: Shmt
Product: serine hydroxymethyltransferase, cytosolic
Exons: 8
Coding region: 245-1822 (525 amino acids)
Biological process (GO): protein homotetramerization; purine nucleobase biosynthetic process; folic acid metabolic process
Cellular component (GO): nucleus; cytoplasm; cytosol
Molecular function (GO): cobalt ion binding; glycine hydroxymethyltransferase activity; zinc ion binding
Source: RefSeq, a predicted model, not a curated record